AUGUGACUGGCCUAUACCGGUUGAUGCACGCAGUUUUAGUUGGCUUGUCUUAUUCCACUGUUACACGUCGUCUUAGUUGCUAGUGGCUGAUAACUCGGUUGCCAUCGAGUUGGAAAAAUCAAAGCAAACGAAGAGCUACUAGUUCAUCAUUUACAGAUGAAGAUUUUCGGCAAUUGGCUCGGUUUCUUGGCCGUUGCGACUGGGGCCGCUCACCUCAUCUUCGCUAUCGAUUCGAAUUCAAUCGACUCGGAUAAAUCAAAGUCGGACGGGGAUACAACUACCAAGAAUCCCGAGAAAGGAAGAGCGUCUUAUGUGUGGGAAAAGAGAGUAAGUCCACCGUAUCCUUACCAACAUCAGUAUCAUCACUACAAGUCGAUUGUAACACCAGCGCAGCAUUCAAACACGUAUCCAGGUGUGGAUUAUGUGAAAUCGAAUUUCCAUCCAACGGUUAGCUCUCGAAUAGCUAAUAUAGCCGUAACCGAUCAUCAACAACUAGAGAGACAUGGCCAUCCUAAGAAGACUUAUGGUUACAGCGGAGGUGGUGGUGGUGGUGGAGGCCAUUAUUACCCGGCACAGCCUUUACCCUAUUACCCACCGACAAAAGGACAUAGUCUUAGUUUCGGCAGUUUCGGAUUCUUCAAACCGUUGUUCUUGAUUCUGAUUCUGCCAUUCUUCUUGAUUUUAUUCUUCACGACUAUCGUCUACGUGGUGCAAGUAGUCGCCGCCUCGUCAUCGUCCACUACGGCAGCACUCAGUCAACAACAACAGCAGCAACAGGACAGCAACAACAACAAUAAUAACGCCAACAACAACAACAACGAUAACAACAACAAUGCUAUUAUUUUAUCCUCUGGUACGGGCACGUUUGUUAUUACCAUCAACGCCACUGGAAGGGACAAUGAUGACGAACGAUUGAGCAUGUUUAAAAAUGCCGCUUCCUUAUUCAAUUGGCAUAAUUCAUUUCGUGUAUUACCGCCCAUGUUGAAUGAAACAUCGUUAUUAGCGUAACGAAAUCGAAUUGAUACACCGUGUGAAAUAAUGGCGAUGUUUGUUAGUGAAUAAAGUCCAUGUACGUGUCGUGUAAAUUCUAUUUUCUAUUCGUGGUACUUGUAUUUAUUUUAUGUGGGAAUUGAUAAAGGUGUAUGAAGGGUAUUGCCAUUACUGGAUUAUUGGCCAGCACAAUACAAUUCUUGUUAUCAGGCAA
This is a messenger RNA of Daphnia magna, 1204 nucleotides long. RefSeq lists its product as uncharacterized. The transcript is spliced from 2 exons. Lineage: Eukaryota; Metazoa; Arthropoda; Branchiopoda; Diplostraca; Daphniidae. The record is from RefSeq and is a predicted model, not a curated record. The coding region runs from base 157 to 1008 and encodes 283 amino acids.